Penicillium paradoxum is the source of this 462-nucleotide messenger RNA. RefSeq lists its product as uncharacterized. The record is from RefSeq and is a predicted model, not a curated record. The coding region runs from base 1 to 462 and encodes 153 amino acids. The transcript has a single exon. Lineage: Eukaryota; Fungi; Ascomycota; Eurotiomycetes; Eurotiales; Aspergillaceae.
AUGGGCCUCAUAUCCACAAUGACUCGCCGCGUGCGCAAUAACCGUCUCUCGAGAAGACUGUCAACAACAAGCACCAAGCUGCACGACGAAGACGCAAAUGAUCUCAUCAAAACACUCUCUGGAACUUCCAGGGUCCCGAGCAUGGAUUCUACAUCGACUAUCGUUUACCAAAACCCUGUCGUGCCGUCUGAGUCGCCGGCGAAUCGGGGACUGAUCAAAACAAAGGAUAUGCACGUUGGGAGUCUGUUUGACCAGGAAAUGGCUUCUCGAUCGGCGGAUCGUGCGGCCAGGGCGCUUGCUGGGCAGGAGUAUCCGGUCCUCAGGCUGGAUAUGUGUCAGUCGGCUGAGCCGAGGCGGGCUUUGCAGGAGCCGUUGGAGAUGGGUGGCAUGGGGAAGAGGAGAAGUCGAGGAUGGAAGGAGGAUUAUGGGAAUGGGGGGCUCUGGGUGCUCAUCGGGGAUUGA